Malurus melanocephalus (red-backed fairy wren) is the source of this 2593-nucleotide messenger RNA. It is a transcript of the gene ATP6V1B2, whose product is annotated as ATPase H+ transporting V1 subunit B2. The annotation marks the transcript as partial. Gene Ontology annotation, molecular function: proton-transporting ATPase activity, rotational mechanism; ATP binding. The transcript has 13 exons. The record is from RefSeq and is a predicted model, not a curated record. Lineage: Eukaryota; Metazoa; Chordata; Aves; Passeriformes; Maluridae. Gene Ontology annotation, biological process: ATP metabolic process; proton transmembrane transport. Gene Ontology annotation, cellular component: proton-transporting V-type ATPase, V1 domain.
CUUGUGGUUUGUUUUUUUUUUCCAGCUUACAAAACUGUGUCGGGUGUGAAUGGUCCCCUGGUUAUCCUGGAUCAAGUUAAGUUCCCCAGGUACGCCGAGAUCGUGCACCUGACCCUGCCUGAUGGCACCAGGAGGAGUGGGCAGGUGCUGGAAGUCAGUGGCUCCAAGGCUGUGGUUCAGGUAUUUGAAGGCACUUCAGGGAUUGAUGCCAAGAAAACCUCGUGUGAGUUCACCGGGGACAUCCUGCGAACCCCGGUCUCRGAGGAUAUGCUGGGCAGAGUGUUCAAUGGAUCAGGAAAACCCAUAGACAGAGGCCCCAUUGUGUUGGCUGAAGAUUUCCUGGAUAUUAUGGGCCAGCCAAUCAACCCCCAGUGUCGGAUCUAUCCCGAGGAAAUGAUCCAGACUGGAAUUUCAGCCAUAGAUGGCAUGAACAGCAUUGCCAGGGGCCAGAAAAUCCCCAUCUUCUCAGCUGCUGGGCUGCCCCACAAUGAGAUUGCAGCUCAGAUCUGUCGCCAGGCUGGCUUGGUGAAGAAAUCCAAAGAUGUGAUGGAUUACAGCGAGGAGAACUUUGCCAUUGUCUUUGCUGCUAUGGGGGUGAACAUGGAAACGGCUCGGUUCUUCAAGUCAGACUUUGAGGAGAACGGCUCCAUGGACAACGUGUGCCUGUUCCUGAACCUGGCCAACGAUUCCAGCAUCGAGCGCAUCAUCACUCCCCGCCUGGCCCUGACCACAGCAGAGUUCCUGGCGUACCAGUGUGAGAAACACGUGCUGGUCAUCCUGACAGACAUGAGCUCCUACGCCGAGGCUCUCCGAGAGGUGUCAGCAGCUCGGGAGGAGGUUCCUGGCCGCCGUGGCUUCCCUGGCUACAUGUACACCGACCUGGCCACCAUCUACGAGCGCGCCGGGCGAGUGGAGGGCAGGAACGGCUCCAUCACCCAGAUCCCCAUCCUCACCAUGCCCAAUGAUGAUAUUACUCACCCUAUCCCUGACUUGACCGGGUACAUCACCGAGGGACAGAUCUACGUGGACAGGCAGCUGCACAACAGGCAGAUUUACCCYCCCAUCAAUGUCCUGCCCUCCCUGUCCCGGCUGAUGAAGUCGGCCAUCGGCGAGGGGAUGACAAGGAAGGACCACGCCGACGUGUCCAACCAACUGUACGCCUGCUACGCCAUCGGCAAGGACGUGCAGGCCAUGAAGGCCGUGGUGGGGGAGGAAGCUCUGACCUCGGACGAUCUCCUGUACCUGGAGUUCCUGCAGAAAUUCGAGAAGAAUUUCAUCGCUCAGGGGCCCUACGAGAACCGCACGGUGUACGAAACCCUGGACAUCGGCUGGCAGCUGCUCAGGAUCUUCCCCAAGGAAAUGCUCAAGAGAAUCCCCCAGAGCACCCUGGCUGAGUUCUACCCUCGGGAUGCAAAGCACURAGCCAGCUCCCCGUGGCCCUGCUCCGUCAGAUGCUGGUUUGGUUUCCUUUUCCAUGUGUUGGUGUUUUCCUUGUCGCCCUUCCAGCUCAAACCAGCAGCAGGUGACACUUUGUGUUCCCACACUGAGAGCAGUUUGGAAAAUAUCCCUUCUCCCAGAGCAAGGCUGGAUUUUCAGGAGGAUGAUGAGGGCAGCUCUUAGAAAAUGUGCAAUAUCCACCACCAGGGCUGGGGCUUGAACUGGGCAUUUCGAGGGAAUGGCUGAGCAGAAAUUGCAAAUCUUCACUUUGAACCCAGGGGUUGGAAAACAGGAAAGGCUUGCAGGAUGUUCCUUCGUGGAAAAUGCAGUUUUUUCACCAGAUUCUGAAAGGUUUGUGUGAGCUGAGAAMAGGGGAGGUGACACUGGGGACUUUUCCACCAGCAAAGGGGGAGAAGUCCCUGUGCUUUCAGGGGGUGCUACCUCAAAGGAGCAGGAUAAAAUUUAAUCCCUUAAUUACAGUUUUUUUAUUGAAGUUGGCAGAGUAAAUUUUCUCCUUCACCUUUCUUUUUUAGUUUGAAUUCUGGAAAUGCCAGACAGAAGCAGCAGCUCCAUCUGAGCUCAGAAGUGUCACCAAAGCUGUUGGUGGUUCAGGGCUCUGUGCUGCUGCUGAAAACCAACCUUAAACCUGGCCUAAGUGUGCUCAGCUUUUAAACCGUGGCCURUCCUACACAAAGCAACAGGAGUUGAAAAAAAAAAAGAAAAAAAAAGCAGCUUUUUGUGUGAGAAAGGAUAUUUUGAACCUGCUCGAGGUGUGCUGGGCUGUGCCGUGGCUGAAGCUGUUGCRGUUUGCACUCCAGGCACAGAUUUGCCUCAGCCCUGAGCUCAGCAUUCCCAAACACUGCAAUCUUGGCUGGGCAAUUCCGUGUUGUUCCUUUUCCAACGGGUUCAGCCCAGGCUCCGGGCCCGCUGCUGCUGGCACAAUUCCCUGCUUUUCCCAGGCUUUUCCUGCAGUCUGAGCUGAGCUUUGGCUCAGCAGAGCCUGUCUCACCUCCCCACAGCCGUCUGGGAAGGUGCUACCACGACUGCAAUGUGCUAAUUCCAGCUCCCCCUGACGUCUCCAUGUGCAGUUCUCUGGUUUGUUCYGUGUUUUUUCUCUGUGGCUGCAGCAGCAACGAUUUUAUUCCAGUGCAUUCCA